Molecule: messenger RNA, 2051 nt
Organism: Closterium sp. NIES-67
Lineage: Eukaryota; Viridiplantae; Streptophyta; Zygnematophyceae; Desmidiales; Closteriaceae
Source: the annotation of a GenBank genome assembly
AACUACCCUCUCUUCCUCUCCUUGUGAUCUUUCCUAAAGCUCACUAAGGCUCUGCGUUCUCCGUCUGACGAGCUAACCGUUACGCGCCUACCAGAAUAUUUUCCACUCUUCGCUGCCAGUUCUUCCCAAGCUUCCUCCGCCGUAGCCGCAUUGCUGUCGGUGGCAAUCUCCUUAGAAGUACUUCCCCCAGUGAAGCGAGUAACAGUCCGAGCUGGCUGCCGUCUUGCCUUCAAAGUCGGCCACUCGUCUCGCAGCCAUGGCAGCCGGCGCAAUGGCUACCGAUCUCGCAAAUGCCCUUCGCCCCGCCUCGCAACCGCACCUAUCCCCAUCGCACCUAUCGCCCCUAUCCCAUCGAUCGCACCAUCAAACCCGCGUCCUCACAUCCUCUCCCCUUCCUCCUCCCGUCGCGGCUUCUGCGGCUUCCAAGGCGGCGGUAGAAUGCCGUAUAGCGGGGCCGCUGUUAUCGCGGACGGGGGAAUACCCGGGCACGCGGCGUGCCCCGGGGGUGAGAGAAUAUCAAACGCGGGGAAGGUUCCCCCGCCAGCGUGGCUCCCGCGAGUCCCCCGCGUUGGCGCGCGCAGCCGCAGUCGUGGGGAGGCUGGCGGAAGCCCCGCCGGCCAACGGGACCGCGAAUGGCGCGGCGAGUAGGACAAAGCGCGGGGGAACAGUGAACGGGCGGCUGUCGUCCGGAUACGAUUUGAUGAUGGAGGAUCUGGUGGACGGCCAGGUUUGUCAUAUUCUGGACCGGCCGUCGAAGAAGCAGGUGUGCCUGUUCUACUGUAGCGAGAUGGCGGAUCUCGCGGCGCGAAUCGCGGAGGACCUGGAUAACAUCGAGCUGAAGCCGAUCGAGUGGGGCAAGUUCGAGGACGGCUUUCCCGACCUCUUUGUGCCUAACGCGCACGGAAUCAGAGGCCGCCACGUGGCGUUCCUGGCGUCGUUCAGCUCGCCAGCUGUCAUCUUCGAGCAGCUGUCCAUCAUCUACGCGAUCCCAAGGAUGUUCGUCGCCUCGUUCACGCUGGUGCUGCCGUUUUUCCCAACUGGCACAAGUGAGCGAAUGGAGGACGAGGGGGACGUGGCAACGGCCUUCACUCUCUCUCGCAUUCUCUCCAACAUACCCAUCUCCCGAGGGGGCCCCACGAGCCUCGUCAUCUUCGACAUUCACGCGCUGCAGGAGCGGUUCUACUUUGGUGACAACGUGCUGCCGUGCUUUGAGAGCGGCAUCCCUCUGCUGAAGCACCGCCUGCACCAACUGCCAGACUCGGAUAAUAUAACUAUUGCAUUCCCCGAUGAAGGUGCAUGGAAGAGAUUUCACAAGCAACUGCAACAUUACCCCAUGGUGAUCUGCACCAAGGUGCGCGAGGGCGAGAAGCGCAUCGUGCAGCUGAAGGAGGGGAACCCCAAGGGGCGCCACGUGGUGAUUGUGGACGACCUGGUGCAGUCGGGGUCGACGCUCAUAGAGUGCCAGCGACUGCUGGCAGCGCAUGGAGCGGGGAAAGUGAGUGCGUAUGUGACCCAUGGGGUGUUUCCCAACCAGACAUGGCGGCGAUUCAACCACGACGCCAAUGGCAACCCGUCAGAGGGCUUUGCGCACUUCUGGAUAACGGAUUCAUGCCCCAACACUGCCAAGGCCGUUGCUGACAGGGCGCCAUUCGAGAUCCUCUCCCUCACGCGCUCCAUCCAAGCUGCCCUGCAAGUAUGAAGAGAUCAUAACACGGUCUAUGUUACCAUCACUAGAAGCAUGGUAACGGCAGGGCGCUCAGCGUGCUGUUGCGGGGAAUUGGCAAACAGCACCUCAGGAGUGAAGGUGGCGGUCCCCCUCGCCUGCUUUAUCCUAGCUGCUCUCCCAGUCUAUGACGGCGACAUGGCACCGAGAGUACAGAAUAGCGUAAGGUUUCCCAGCACGAUGUUAGACGAGCAUAUCUGCCCGAGAAUUCCGUGGCUUCAUCUUGCAGGGUUGCAUGUAUAGUAACAAAACUGGACUGGCAAUGUUAUGCUGCCAGUCAAGCCCCGAAAUCAGGCCAUCCAUCCAUCCCAUUGAAUAAACUGCAACU